CUCACACACAACUGCGUUCCGUUUUGUUCCAUAGACAGAUCAGUUGUGUCCGUGCAUCCUCAAGAAAAGCAGUUUUACUGUCCAUCAUUGGAAAUUUCAUUUCAAGACCAAGACAUGGACUAUUGAAAGAUAUUUUAGUGAUUCAUGAACAGGACCUAUCCGUAAUUAAUUUUCAAUGCUUAAAUAAAUAUAGCGCGCGUAAGAGCCGCUGCAGCUGCGCGCUUGGAGGCGCAUUUUACGCGCAAUGGAGAGUCUUCUGAAAGACGCUGUUUUCUGGUCUUUAAACGACUCAUGGACGAAUUCAAGCAGCGGAAACGACAGCAGAGGAUUUAAUCAAACAGUAAACCCUCUAAAGCGUAACGAAGAAGUGGCUAAAGUUGAAGUAACCGUUUUGGUUUUGAUCCUACUGUUCGCGCUUGCCGGCAACCUGUGCGUCCUUUUGGCAAUCCAGACAAGUAAACACGGCCAGUCGCGGAUGUAUUAUUUUAUGAAACACCUGAGUAUUGCCGACCUGGUGGUGGCGGUUUUUCAAGUGCUCCCCCAACUCAUCUGGGACAUCACCUUUCGCUUUUAUGGACCGGAUAUUCUGUGCCGCCUGGUUAAAUAUCUACAGGUGGUUGGCAUGUUCGCAUCCACGUACAUGCUUGUGCUGAUGUCCGUUGACAGAUUUUUGGCUAUAUGGCAGCCGCUGCGGUCUUUACGCCGUCGAAAAGACAGUUUGUACGUGAUCGUGUCCUGGAUUUUAAGCCUGCUCUUCAGCGUGCCACAGGUGUACAUCUUCUCGCUCAGAGAGGUCGGUGACGGAGUGUACGACUGCUGGGGAGAUUUUGUUCAGCCCUGGGGCGCGAAGGCGUACGUCACUUGGAUUAGUCUCACCAUCUAUAUAAUUCCUGUGGCCAUCUUAAGUGUUUGUUAUGGCCUGAUAAGUUAUAAAAUAUGGCAAAACUUCAAACUAAAGACCCGGCGGGAACAGUGCCUGUCGUUGACCCCGCGGCCCGCAAAGGGCACUGCGUUCUCUCGCGUCAGCAGCGUCAAACUGAUCUCCAAAGCCAAGAUCAGGACGGUGAAAAUGACGUUUGUGAUCGUCCUGGCUUAUAUUAUCUGCUGGACGCCGUUUUUCUUCGUACAGAUGUGGUCAGCAUGGGAUCCAAUGGCUCCAAGAGAAGCCAUGGCGUUCAUCAUUGCCAUGCUUUUGGCCAGUCUCAACAGCUGCUGCAACCCCUGGAUCUACAUGUUUUUCGCUGGUCAUCUGUUCCAGGAUCUCAUGCAGCGCUGUCUUAUGACAUCACACUGCGGCUGUAAGAGAUUUUGGAGAUCUAGGAACCAUUCAGGCACUGGUGCAAUGAGGAACACCAGCAGCCAGAAGAGUGUUACACAGACCUCCACUACUUGAGACUUCAUGAGGAAUACCAGCAGUUCAUAUAACAUCCUUGUCAGAACAAUAAGAUAAAACGAUCCAAGUUAAGGAAUCAUUCAGCAUGCUUAUGGUUUUAUGCAGUUGAAUACCUCAACAACCUGGAUAAUCUCAAAUCCUCUUCGGUCUACAACACUUGCCAAAAAACGUAUGCUUGUGUACAUUAAAAUGUGACAUUUUCAUGACAGGAGCAGCCCACUAUUCAGCACUCAUACAUGUUUGUACUUGUAAAUUCAAGAGUUCAUCUGUUCAUAUAAUCCUAGAGAGUGAUUCAUGCAAAUAAGUCUGACUUGCUGUCCAUAACUGAGAUGUACUCAACUCAUGCUCUGAAAAUCCCUCCUGGGAAAACUUAAUGAAAGUUACAUUCUUCUGUGAAACAAAAGAAGAGAUCUUAGGAAGAAUGUCCGAGAUGUUGUUUUACCAGGAAAGUGGAUGUAUUUUAUACUGCCAAGCACCAAUAAGGACAAAAACGAAUGAUAAGAGAAGUUCAAAUGACUGAAAACACAGCAUAUGACCUAUUUACUCAUUCAUGUGUCUUUCUGAACUACAGUCAGCUACUAUCAGCCUAACUAGUAUCAUAUGAAGUUAUACAGCACACUUUCUAAGUAAUCAAUAUCAUUAGUUCAGAAUCAGCACAACUUUUAACUGUAUGUGAAUGUAUUUAAUUUCUUUUGGAGAAACUUUAAUUAAAUGAAGAGUUCACCCAAAUAAAAAUGCUGUCAGCAUUUACUCACCUGCAUGACUUACUUUCUUCAUUGGAAUAUAAAAUGUAAUAUUUUGAAGAAUGUUGCACACGCUGUUAUUUUCCAUACAAAAAGAGAGCAGUAACAAGGGGCUGUCAAGCUUCAAAAAAGCCACAAAACUGAAAUGAUUUGCUAAUUUGCAAGUACUCUGAAGCUAUACAAGCCAUAUCGACUACCUUUAUAGUGCAUUUUGUCCAAAUGGGAGCUUGACAGCCUCUGCCAACAAUGCUUUUAUUGGGGGCCUCAGUAGCUCAGGGAGCAUUGACGCUGAUUACCACCCCUGGAGUCGCGAGUUCGAAUCUAGGGUGUGCUGAGUGACUCAAGCCAGGUCUCCUAAGCAAACAAAUUGGCCCGGUUGCUAGGGAGGGAAGAGUCACAUGAUGUAACCUCCUUGUGGUCACAAAUAGUGGUUCUCACUCUCAAUGGGGCACGUGGUAAAUUGUGUGUGGAUUGCAGAGAAUAGCAUGAGCUAUAUAUAUAUGCUGUGAGUCUCCGCGGUGUCAUGCACAGCGAGCCAUGUGAUAAGAUGCGAAGACUGAAUAUUUCAGAAGCGGAGGCAACUGAGACUUGUCCUCCACCACCCAGAUUGAGGUGAGUACCCGCGCCACCACGAGGACUAGUAAGUAGUGGGACAUGGACAUGCCAAAUUUGGGAGAAAAGGGGAUAAAAAAACAAUGAUUUUAUUACAUGGAAAAGAGCAGCUAUCUUAUUUUGUGUUCCAUGGAAAGAAAGACACAUUAUAUUGGAAUGACAUGAGAGUGAGUACAUGAUGACAGAAUGUUUUAUUUUUGGGUGAACAAUGACUUUAACUUUAAUAUUCAAUAGUUUUGAUGUUCUACAGUGUGCCUACUUUCUACAUCAGUGCUUUGUAAAAAUAUAAAUAUAUAUAUUACACACAGCAGCUCAAAAAGUUUGUCACUGUGAUAUACUUGAAAGUAA
Messenger RNA from Xyrauchen texanus (razorback sucker), 3096 nucleotides. RefSeq names its product isotocin receptor-like. The transcript is spliced from 3 exons. The record is from RefSeq and is a predicted model, not a curated record. Gene Ontology annotation, biological process: maternal process involved in parturition; positive regulation of vasoconstriction; G protein-coupled receptor signaling pathway. The coding region runs from base 245 to 1393 and encodes 382 amino acids. Lineage: Eukaryota; Metazoa; Chordata; Actinopteri; Cypriniformes; Catostomidae. Gene Ontology annotation, molecular function: peptide binding; vasopressin receptor activity; oxytocin receptor activity. Gene Ontology annotation, cellular component: membrane.